Messenger RNA from Colletotrichum lupini, 2865 nucleotides. RefSeq lists its product as uncharacterized. The record is from RefSeq and is a predicted model, not a curated record. NCBI's taxonomy places the organism in Eukaryota, Fungi, Ascomycota, Sordariomycetes, Glomerellales, Glomerellaceae. Bases 1 to 2865 code for a protein of 954 amino acids. The transcript has 3 exons.
AUGCCGGUAGGGUUCGAAGCGCUCGGCAUUGCGGCCAACAUUGUUCAAUUUGUCGAGUUUGGAUUCAAAAUUUCGAUCUCGGUAAUUGAAACGUAUCGCAGCAUCACCGAAGAUGGCAUAUUACCGCAGACAGCCGAAUUGGAAGAAAUGGCUCGUAGUCUGGAACGCAGCUGCCGUCAGUUGCAAGCCGAUGUUAAGAUCCAAGAUGAUGCGGAGAUGUCUAGCCUCCUCGAAAUUUGUGUCAAAGGUUCGCAAGACCUUCUUCGAGAGGUGGGAGAGCUGGUGAUCGGCAACAACAAUCGACGCCCGAGGUGGAUGAAAAAGGUCAAAGUCACGAUGAAAGCCCGUAGGAAGCAGAGAAAGAUCAACGAAAUUCAACACAACCUGAAUGACAUCAAAAAGAAGAUUUUUGAGAAGCUUCAGCACAUACUGCAUGAUUACUGCCGUUCUACUUCAGAAUACUUAUAUUCUCUGGGCGAUGCUUCAGCAGCUUGGAAUACUGCCACAGACGCUAAGCUUGCAAAAUUGUCAGAAGACGUUGGCAUGCUUAUCAAGUCAACGGCACCAUUGACGAAUGAACUCGAGGAACUUGCCACAAACCUAAAAAAACUUGCGGAACAAGUGAAACACCAGGGCAAGAUCCGAGAGAUUCUUAAAAGCCUCAGAUUUCCGGAAAUGAUUGAACGAAGAAUCGAAAUACCCAAGGCUUAUGGGGACACAUUCGAAUGGAUCUUUGAAGAGAGCGCAGAUGUCAACUUCGCGUCCUGGCUCCAGAGCUCACGAGGCAUCUUUUGGGUUACGGGAAAACCGGGGUCUGGAAAAUCAACUUUGAUGAAGUUGAUUUCUGGACAUGAACAUACUGCAGCACUCGCACGAGCUUGGGCAGACGAGAAGAAACUCAUCGUUGCCAGCCAUUUUUUCUGGGGCAUUAGAUCCGGUCUACAGAGCUCUCAGGAAGGCCUCCUUAGAGCGCUGCUAUUUCAGAUUAUGAUGCAGUGCCCGGACAUUAUUCAUGACGUCUUUCCAGAGAGAUACGAGGGUUCAAUCGCGGAUCUUGAUCCGUGGACGAUUGAAGACUUGUCAAAUGGUUUCAAACGUCUCGGGGCUAUGCAGUCACUAAAAUAUCGCAUCUUGAUAUUCAUUGACGGCCUCGAUGAAUACAAGGGCGAACCCGAGGAUCUGAUGAAAUUCCUCAAGGAUGUCGCACAAUCACCGGAUAUCAAAAUCUGCUGCGCAAGCCGGCCGUGGCCAGUGUUCACAAAAUAUCUGGGGAAUUCGUCUACUCGCAUCCACAUGGACCAACUGACAGCUGACGAUAUGGCGGCAUACGUGCGAGAUGCUCUGGGUCAACAUCAACACUAUCAGUCUUUGCUCAGAAGCCAUGAGUCUGAAGCCAUUGAACUCAUUGAGUCUAUCUUGCGCAAGUCAGAAGGUGUCUUCUUCUGGGUUUCACUGGUUAUCAAGUCGCUGUUGCGUGGAAUGGAGAACGACGAUGACAUUGGCACGCUACGCGAAAGACUUUCGGAAUUGCCUUCUGAUCUUGACAAAUACUUUCGGCGUAUGUUAAGCUCCAUUGAUCGCGUGUACAGGGAUGCUGUAUCUGUCACAUUUUCCAUGCUACUUGUUGCGGACACGGCCAUUCCCGCAGUAUGCUUUUUGUCCUUCGAUACGUACAUGAAGGAAAUGCGAUUGAAACAUAGCGAUGCUGGGGCUCAAAGGCAAACGAGGACCAUGGGUUCAAGAACCAGACCCCCGUUGAGAGAAAGUUGGACCCUGCCAUUUUUGCAGAUAAAUCAUCAACAGGACAGAGAGGCUGAUGCUAGAUCAGAAAGCGGCUGUAUCACGGGACGGUCUCUUGUCCAACUACAGUCCCAAGAGAUUGACGACAGCCCUGAAUUUGCCCAGAAAGUUUUGAGAAAGAAGGAGAACGUCUUAGCACAAUGUUGCGACUUGAUCCAGUCUUGGGAAGUAGAUGGAACACCCACUUUCGGCUCAAGAAUUGGAUUUCUUCAUCGAACAGUCGUCGAAUUCCUUCAGCAAUCCAGCGGUGAUCAGUGGCGCUCGCCCCUUGAACACCAACGCUUUUGGCUUGCGAAGUCUUACCUGGAAGUUGGGUUCAGUAACGCGUCACCAGGUGUCAAGAAGGAUUUCACAUUCAGGUCCUUACGCACAAUCGAGGAAGCCGAUACACACGACAUUGAGGAGUCUGGUGCCUGGCUCCUGGAUCUCUGUGAGUACAUUUGGUUAGGUGACGCCAACAUUAUAAUAGUAGAGGGACUUCGCGAAGUGGCUUCUCAAAUUUGGGCCAGGAUAUUUCUCUCACUAAAGUCCGAGGAGUCAGACUUUGCAAAGCCCGAUGCUUUGGUGCACCUUGCACUGCACAGUAUCAUGACAGGAUCAGUGCACAUAGGCGCCAGCGACCCUCCAGAGGUGGUCUCGACACAAUCCGUGGAUUUGCAAUUACUACGAAAUUUCCUUCGCUGGAUGGGUACCGAAAACUAUGAGGAUAUCUUGUCUGUCCAGUUCAAGGCUUUUAUUGUUAGAUUGAGUCAGAAUGACUCUUCCUCAACGCAGCUGAAGAAUGCCUUUCAGGUUUGUAAGCUGUUGAUAGAACACGGCGCAGUAAUACAUAGCAUUCCCAGGCAUCUUAGUGCCAUUGGAGAUGGAAAUCAGACAGAAGCAACCGCAAAGGAUACAAUGGAAAGGCUUCGGCUGCUUGACUACUUUACAGAAGAGGAGCUGUCGAAUCUUGAGAAGUCAUUUCCGCCUGACGGAAGGAACACGGGAGAAAAUGAGCAAACGUCGAUGGAAAACAACAGUUCGGAAAUUUUCAUGUGGCAUGCGUUUUUCAUGACGCUUCUGUAA